GGAGCCGCUCACCUUUCCGGAGCCAGGGGAUCUGUCUAGAGCCGGGACAGGGAUCCCAGCAGGACGCGGGGCGCGGGGCACGGCGCCCAGCCCCGGGCAGCCCGGCCGCGGCGACCGGGACACGCGCGGUUAGUCCCGCGGGCGGCGCGCCAGGGAGGAGGGAGGUCGCAGGAGGGGCACCGCGGCGCCGGGUUAGCGGAGCAAAGGACCCCACUGCUAGUCUCUGCUGAUCAUGAACAAGAUGAAGAACUUCAAACGCCGGUUCUCCCUGUCGGUGCCCCGCACAGAGACCAUUGAGGAGGCUGAGUUCACCGAGCAGUUCAACCAGCUUCACAACCGGAGGAAUGAGGGCAGUGGGGAGGACACCGGGCAGCUGUCCCCUGGCAUGCAGUACCAACGACGACAGAACCAGCGCCGUUUUUCCAUGGAGGACAUCAGCAAGAGACUCUCUCUACCCAUGGAUAUCCGGCUGCCCCAGGAAUUCCUGCAGAAGCUACAGCUGGAGAGCCCAGACCUGCCCAAACCCCUCAGCCGCAUGUCCCGCCGUGCCUCCCUGUCAGAUAUCGGCUUUGGAAAACUGGAAACAUACGUGAAACUGGACAAACUGGGGGAGGGUACCUAUGCCACAGUCUUCAAGGGGCGCAGCAAACUGACAGAGAACCUGGUGGCCCUGAAGGAGAUCCGGCUGGAACAUGAGGAGGGGGCGCCCUGCACUGCCAUCCGAGAGGUGUCUCUGCUGAAGAACCUGAAGCACGCCAAUAUCGUGACCCUGCAUGACCUCAUCCACACAGAUCGGUCCCUCACCCUGGUGUUUGAAUACCUGGACAGUGACCUGAAGCAGUAUUUGGACCACUGUGGAAACCUCAUGAACAUGUACAACGUCAAGAUUUUCAUGUUCCAGCUGCUCCGAGGCCUGGCCUACUGCCACCACCGAAAAAUCCUGCAUCGGGACCUGAAGCCACAGAACCUGCUCAUCAAUGAGAGAGGCGAGCUGAAGCUGGCUGACUUUGGAUUGGCCCGGGCCAAGUCAGUGCCUACAAAGACCUACUCCAAUGAGGUGGUGACCUUGUGGUACAGGCCCCCUGAGGUGCUGCUGGGAUCCACAGAGUAUUCCACCCCCAUCGAUAUGUGGGGUGUGGGCUGCAUCCACUACGAGAUGGCCACAGGGAGGCCCCUCUUCCCAGGCUCCACCGUCAAGGAGGAGCUGCACCUCAUCUUUCGCCUCCUAGGGACCCCUACGGAAGAGACGUGGCCAGGUGUGACAGCCCUCUCAGAGUUCCAAGCCUACAACUUUCCGCGGUACCUGCCACAGCCUCUGCUCAGCCAUGCUCCCAGGUUGGAUACAGAUGGCAUUAACCUCCUGACCAGCCUCCUCCUGUAUGAAUCCAAGAGUCGUAUGUCAGCAGAGGCGGCCCUGAGUCAUCCCUACUUCCGGUCUCUGGGAGAAUGUGUGCACCAGCUUGAAGACACUGCCUCCAUCUUCUCCCUGAAGGAGAUCCAGCUCCAGAAAGACCCAGGCUACCGUGGCUUGGCCUUCCAGCAGCCAGGUAGGCCUUGUGCCUCCCCCACUCCUCUUGAAGAGGAGGCCAGGACGAGGUAAGAGCCGUCGGCAGAGCAUCUUCUGAGACAUGCCCACCCUGCUGUGGCUCAAAGGACCAGAGAUCACAUGGAACACAAAUCUGGGUAGAACGGGGCCUGUAUGGCCAUUGGAGGACUGAGGAAUCUGGGCCGAUGGCCAGCCUGGAGAACCACUUGGCAGCCAUGCUGGUCGCAGCUGUUUCCUCUCCCUGCUUCCCACACACCUCCCUGAUGGCCUUUGCCUGCAUACUGACCUCUCCAUCACCCACCAUGUGGCUGGGCAUGAGCUGCUUCCCUGAGAGGUGAGAGUACAGAGAAGGACCUUGGACACUUUCCCAGCCUGAAGUGCUUGGACACCAGCACAGGGCCCUCCUGGACAGAGGAAUCCAGACACCAGGCUAAUCACCAGGCCUGGACAUGGGCUCUUACCUUGCCUCUCCUGGGGCCGGCCUGCCUGCCUCACUAGGACAUGGCAGACUCCCUUUCUGACUCCUGGACCCCAUACAUAUUUCACCUACUUCCCUUCUGAGAGCAAGAAGGAAUAUGGCACCUUGUCCGGACCCUGGAAUCCUGGGUGUCCACACCUGUGCCAAAGGCCACUCCUCUACCCUGGAGCAGCAGAGGAAAGAGUAGCCUGUCUUCUCACCAUCCCCACCCUGUUCUCAUCCCCUCCUCGCCUGAAGCCCUGUGUGCCCUCAGGCUGAACCAAGGCUGAGCAGCACCAAUGUGCCAGAUGCCCAGCUGUAUUGGAGGUGGUCUGGCGCUGCCAGCUGCACUCCUGCCACCUCAGCCAGCCCCCGCCCAUCUCCCAGUCUGGAUGGAGUUGCCUUAAAUUGGCAGGUGGUAGAAUGUGCCCCGCCCUUGGAGCACUGACACAGCUCCUACCUAUGCCCCCCUUCCCAAGAGCUGUUCCUUCAGAUCUUAUCACCCCUGACGGCUGAUAAGUUGGCCCUAGCUCGGGGUCCUGAGAAUAGCACCCAGAUAUGUAGGGUCACCCUGACAACAGGUGCCAGACUGACCUCAGCUCCUUCCCAGCUCUGUGGCUCUGUCCACCUGACCCUGGCUCCAGCCUCUGCAGACAGUAGCCAUAAGAAGAAGUGGUAUAAAUGCCACAGUGUGAACUGGAGAACGUGGGAUGGGAGAAAGUUUGAUCCUGGUAGCCCCACUCUGGAAGCUGGGAGCUUCUGGAGAAGACACCCCUCUUGUAUUCCCAAGGUCUCAUUAACACUUGGCUGAAUCUUGAAGGACAGAGGCCAAGGGGAGGCCAGGUCCUGGCUUUCUCCACAAGCCCCCUGUCCAGCCCAACCCCCUCA
Molecule: messenger RNA, 2891 nt
Organism: Castor canadensis (American beaver)
Lineage: Eukaryota; Metazoa; Chordata; Mammalia; Rodentia; Castoridae
Gene: Cdk18
Product: cyclin dependent kinase 18
Biological process (GO): protein phosphorylation
Cellular component (GO): nucleus; cytoplasm
Molecular function (GO): ATP binding; cyclin-dependent protein serine/threonine kinase activity
Source: RefSeq, a predicted model, not a curated record